GCGCAAACACCAUUCUCUCGACUCCUCUCUCUCUCUCUCUCUCUCUCUCUCUCCUUCGCUUCUCCCAUCUCCGAAUCUCCCAAAUCGAUCUUCGACGAAUCGAUCCCACAAGCAUCGGAAGCGAGUUAUGGAGGGGCUUUGUCAGAGGUUCAGUCAUUUAUUAUUUGUAGCUUUCUUGCUUUGUUUGCCACCGGUUUUUGGGAUUAGGUUUGUGAUAGAUAGGGAAGAAUGCUUUUCACAUGAAGCUCAAUAUGAAGGGGAUACAGUUCAUGUGUCCUUUGUCGUGAUCAAGGCGGAUACUCCAUGGCAUUAUAGUGAUGAUGGCGUUGAUCUUGUGGUAAAAGAUCCUUCCGGCAGUCAAAUUCAUGAUUCUCGAGACAAGACCAGUGACAAGUUUGAAUUUAUGGUCCAGCGAAGAGGUCUCUACCGUUUCUGCUUCACCAACAAAUCCCCAUAUCAUGAAACCAUAGACUUCGAUGUGCAUAUGAGCCAUUUUUCGUACUUUGACCAGCAUGCUAAAGAUGAGCAUUUUGCCCCUUUACUGGAACAAAUUGCAAAGCUAGAUGAAGCUCUUUACAACAUUCAGUUUGAGCAGCACUGGUUGGAGGCUCAGACAGACCGCCAAGCUAUAUUAAAUGAAGGAAUGAGCCGCAGAACAAUUCACAAGGCGCUUUUCGAGUCAGCCGUGCUGAUUGGAGCGAGUGUUCUCCAGGUCUAUCUCCUGCGCCGCCUCUUUGAGCGGAAACUGGGAACCUCAAGGGUUUAAUCCUCUAAACCCUGUUAACUUAUUUCUUGUGUACUUCUAGAUUAAGAUAAGAAAGAUCAGAUGCGUUUAUUAGGCUUUAUAUUAUUACUUUUAGUUAUAUUGUGGAUUAAUAUUCCAGAAUUUUGUAACCUUAUUUUGUGAGGUUAUUGCAUUAUUAUCAGAUAAUGUACAUUGUCGAUCAGGUGAAUCACUUUUCCUGGAAUGUUGUUCUAA
Ananas comosus (pineapple) is the source of this 979-nucleotide messenger RNA. RefSeq names its product transmembrane emp24 domain-containing protein p24beta2. The record is from RefSeq and is a predicted model, not a curated record. Bases 128 to 766 code for a protein of 212 amino acids. Gene Ontology annotation, cellular component: endoplasmic reticulum-Golgi intermediate compartment; endoplasmic reticulum; Golgi apparatus. Gene Ontology annotation, biological process: intracellular protein transport; Golgi organization; endoplasmic reticulum to Golgi vesicle-mediated transport. The transcript has 5 exons. NCBI's taxonomy places the organism in Eukaryota, Viridiplantae, Streptophyta, Magnoliopsida, Poales, Bromeliaceae.